Molecule: messenger RNA, 2671 nt
Organism: Aspergillus steynii IBT 23096
Lineage: Eukaryota; Fungi; Ascomycota; Eurotiomycetes; Eurotiales; Aspergillaceae
Product: dihydrolipoamide acetyltransferase component of pyruvate dehydrogenase
Exons: 8
Coding region: 20-2512 (830 amino acids)
Biological process (GO): pyruvate decarboxylation to acetyl-CoA
Cellular component (GO): pyruvate dehydrogenase complex
Molecular function (GO): dihydrolipoyllysine-residue acetyltransferase activity
Source: RefSeq, a predicted model, not a curated record
CUCACAGCAUUUGGGCACCAUGGUUGCCUCUGCUGUCCGGAUGCGCACCCCCAGCGCCAUGUUCUUCUCCAAAGGCGCCGCCUCCUGCCUGAAGAGGCCGCAGGCCAUGCACAGAUUCAAGGAGACUCUCCAACCCCAAUUGCCUGCGUUCUCCGCCCUUUCCCGAUACUAUGCCUCCAAGUCCUUCCCUCCCCACACUAUCAUCAGCAUGCCCGCUCUGUCGCCGACGAUGACCGCCGGAAACAUUGGCGCGUGGCAGAAGAAGGCCGGUGACGGUCUGCAGCCCGGUGAUGUCCUCGUGGAAAUCGAGACCGAUAAGGCCCAGAUGGACUUUGAGUUCCAGGAGGAGGGUGUCCUCGCCAAGGUCCUGAAGGACAGCGGUGAGAAGGACGUUGCCGUCGGAUCUCCUAUCGCCGUUCUGGUUGAGGAGGGUGCCGAUGUCUUGCCGUUCGAAUCGUUCAGCCUGCAAGACGCCGGUGGCGACAAGUCCGCCGCGCCCGCUCAGGAGAGCAAGGAGGAGUCCAAGGGCGAUGCCGCCCCCGCCGCCUCGACGUCGGAGCCCGAGCCCGUUGCUCAGGAGCCCGAGACUUCGGGUGAGAAGCUCCAGCCCAGUCUGGACCGUGAGCCCGCCAUCAGUCCUGCCGCCAAGGCCCUGGCUCUCGAGAAGGGUGUCUCCAUCAAGGCCCUCAAGGGCACCGGCCGUGGUGGUCAGAUCACCAAGGAGGACGUCGAGAAGUUCAAGCCCAGCGCCUCCGCCGCUGCCGGCCCCACUUACGAGGACGUUCCUCUGACCUCCAUGCGCAAGACCAUUGCCAACCGUCUUCAGCAAUCCAUGCGCGAGAACCCCCACUACUUCGUCUCGACCACCCUGUCGGUCACCAAGCUCCUGAAGCUCCGCCAGGCCCUGAACGCCUCCGCCGACGGCAAGUACAAGCUCUCGGUCAACGACUUCCUCGUCAAGGCCUGUGCCGCCGCCCUCCUGAAGGUCCCCGCUGUCAACUCCAGCUGGCACGAGGAGAACGGCCAGGUCGUCAUCCGUCAGCACAAGACCGCCGACAUCAGCGUUGCCGUGGCCACCCCCUCCGGACUGAUUACCCCCGUCGUCAAGAACGUGCAGAACCUUGGUCUGUCCAGCAUCUCGAACCAGGUCAAGGAUCUCGGCAAGCGUGCUCGUGACAACAAGCUGAAGCCCGACGAGUACCAGGGCGGUACCUUCACCAUCAGCAACAUGGGCAUGAACGCCGCCGUCGAGCGUUUCACCGCCGUCAUCAACCCCCCUCAGGCCGGUAUCCUGGCCGUCGGUACCACCCGCAAGGUUGCCGUGCCCGUCGAGACCGAGGAGGGCACCUCCGUCAAGUGGGACGACCAGAUCAUCGUCACCGGUAGCUUCGACCACAAGGUUGUCGACGGUGCCGUUGGAGGCGAGUGGAUCAAGGAGCUGAAGAAGAUUGUCGAGAACCCUCUGGAUCUUCUUUUUCGCGCCCCCGAGAUCUCCAAGGUCUACAAGGAUGAGUCCGAAAGCACGGCGUCCCUGGUUGACGUCGACUCCCCCCACGUCACCACCGUCGAGCCCGGUUUCCUGAACCAGGACAUCAAGACGGCGACCCAGGCCGAGCGCGUGGAGCGCGAAGAGGAGGACGAAGAGAAGGAAAAGAAGGCUCGCGCCGAGCGCAAGGCCAAGGCCAAGUCCUCCGGCAUUCGCAACAACAAGAGCAACCCCGUGUACCUGACCAAUGCCGUGCUCCUGAGUGCCGUCGGCGCAGGACUUGGACUUGGCGCCUACCGAAAACACCUCGAUGGCAAGCUGUCGUGGCAGCUCGUUGGUCUGUGGUCCGGGGCUGUCGGAGCCUUCGGUGCCGUCGACUACUUCGUUAGCAAGGUACGCCAGAUAGCAGCUUCUCUUGCCUCUCUAUCACGAACGAUCGACGACUACUCGGCCCUGUCCAAGAAGGAGCUUAUUCCUGAGAAACAAGAGAAGGCAUUUGAACGAACCAAGAAAUUCCGAUCGGAGCUUGCAGACUAUCGCCAGCAUUUCGAUCAACUACGAAAAGAGAGAGAGGAUGCGCAAUCCGUGACGAAUCGCAAUGAGCUUCUCGGCCGACGACCGCACCAUACAGCCACCCCCGAGAACCCGUAUGCGCAAUCAUCACUCCCCAACCCGUCGCCGUUUGCGCCGUCUUCCUCUCGAGGCGGUCUCAGUUUUGGUGCCUCGCCGGCAGACUACAACCGGGAGACGCAUGCGCUUCGCGAACAGUCCUUCCUCGGUACCACGAACACGCAAUUGGACGAGUUCAUCGACCGGGGACGAGCGGUCCUUGCGGACCUCGGCGACCAGCGAGAGGUUCUCAAAGGUACACAGCGUCGGUUGUACAGCGUCGCCAACACUCUGGGCGUCAGCGGGGAGACGAUUCGCAAGGUCGAGCGCCGGGCGAAACAGGACAAGUGGAUUUUCUGGAUCGGAGUGCUCCUGUUCUUCCUGUUUUGCUGGGCGGUGUUGCACUUUUUGCGGUGAAUGUGAUGGGGCGAUGUUUAUAUAUGACGAAGGGUCUUAUGUAUCAGUAGUCACUCGCUAGUUUCUUUUUUCCUUUGUUGCUCUGAUUCUGAGAGUUAGUUCAAUUGGCCAGCGCCGGCGUUUGGGGGAUGAAGUAAUUGAAUCAACAGAUAUAGCACU